CCCCUCUUCUCGCAGUGAGAAAGAAACGGUCUGGCUGUUUGUGACGAAGCGGAAGAAGCGACAACACCGCAGGAAAAGACUAUUCGUGAUUAAAUAACAAAUCAAUUGGAGGAUAGUCUGUCUGGCUAUUUGAGUCCAUGACCAGACAGUGAGAACGGAGAGGAGGGCUUGAAGGUAGCCUUUUCGUUGGUUAAGGCUUAGAGGACUGUAGAGUUUCCAGGGGAAAAGAUGAGUGAUGGAAUGGUAUUGUGUGAGAAGAGAGCCCUGGCCUCCUCUUCCUCUCCAGUCCACAGGCUGGCUACGUCUGCAAUCCUCUUCCUCCUCCUCUCCCUGCUCCCCCACGGACACGCAUCAGGAUGCCCUCAGCCUCUGGCUGUACAGCACGGGGAGCUGGUGAACCAGACGGAGGCGAACCGAGGCUCCUUCCCCCCUGGUACCCUGCUGUCCUAUGGCUGUGAGCCGGGCUACGCCCCCGAUGGACCCACCUCCAUCACCUGUACCACCGCUGGGACAUGGACCCGCCUGCCUCUACGCUGCAUCAACACUAAUGUGUGUCAGCAUGUGCCCCCUCCCACGGAGCCAGAGAACGGAGGGUACAGGUGCCACCCGUCCCCCUGCCACCGCCUCACCCAGAAGACCGUGAUAGAGUACUUCUGUGACGAGGGCUACGCUCUGAAGGGGGACUACAAGUUCCUCACCUGUCAGAAUGGGGAGUGGGACGCACCCAUGCAGAUCACCUGCCGCCUCAGCCCAGAUAAGGAGCUGCGGUCUCCAAUGGCGAUGCCAGCGCUGUCCAUCGUAGCGUCCACAGCCUCCUCUGUGGCCCUCCUGCUGCUGCUGGUGGUGCUGUUUGUUCUGCUGCAGCCCAAACUCAAGUCCUUCCACCACAGCAGGCGUGAGCAGGGUGUAUCAGGCCAGCCAGCCUCCAUGGUGGUGGAGGGGCUCCAGGUGGCCCUCCCCUCCUAUGAGGAGGCGGUUUACGGUAGCGGAGGUGCCUCCCUCCCACCGCCUCCAGAGUCCCGGGUCCAGAUCGUCCUGUCUGAGGGGCCCCAGGGGGCCGAGGGGCCCAGCAGUAGGUCUCAGUCCCACCAUCACAGAGAUACAGAGCUGUGCCUCCCCUCCACGUCCUCCUCCUCUUCUUCAUCCUCCCGUCGCGCAGAGACAGUACUAGUCCACCAGGCCCCCUCCUCCUCCUCUUCGCCGUCGUGGGUUACGGAGCACGGAGGAGGUGCGUGUGGUGGUGUCCCGCCCCUGGUCACUCUGGCCAGACGUAGAGACUCUGAGAGCAGCGACCAGCACAGCCUGCUUUCUGUCACCUCCGUAGACGACUUCUCUGAUGAUAUCCCCCUGUUAAAGGAAGCCUGAUGCCCCUGCAGCAGGACCACUCCCCCUUACAGCUGACCAGGAAACGCUGAGGCUUCUGCUGGGGCCUUCUACCUGAACUAUACCACCCUACCCUACAGCUGACCAGGAAACGCUGAGGCUUCUGCUGGGGCCUUCUACCUGAAUUAUACCACCCUACCCUACAGCUGACCAGGAAACACUGAGGCUUCUGCUGGGGCCUUCUACCUGAACUAUACCACCCUACCCUACAGCUGACCAGGACACACUGAGGCUUCUGCUGGGGCCUUCUACCUGAAUUAUACCACCCUACCCUACAGCUGACCAGGACACACUGAGGCUUCUGCUGGGGCCUUCUACCUGAACUAUACCACCCUACCCUACAGCUGACCAGGAAACACUGAGGCUUCUGCUGGGGCCUUCUACCUGAACUAUACCACUCUACCCUACAGCUGACCAGGACACACUGAGGCUUCUGCUGGGGCCUUCUACCUGAACUAUACCACCCUACCCUACAGCUGACCAGGACACACUGAGGCUUCUCAGGCUUCUUUUGAAAUUAGACAAACUAUUUCCACCACCAGUAUCCUCUCCCCAUGUCCCGGCUACCCCUUCUGCAAUGCUCUCUGAACUACCACCCAUGUACAGAAAACACAAGACAGACAGGCAGACAGACAGGCAGACAGACAGGCAGA
This is a messenger RNA of Oncorhynchus tshawytscha (Chinook salmon), 2036 nucleotides long. Its product is annotated as sushi domain-containing protein 6-like. The transcript has 8 exons. NCBI's taxonomy places the organism in Eukaryota, Metazoa, Chordata, Actinopteri, Salmoniformes, Salmonidae. The record is from RefSeq and is a predicted model, not a curated record. The coding region runs from base 229 to 1365 and encodes 378 amino acids.